UUUAGACAAAAUUGGCUUAAAUUGGUGGAUUUAUUUCCACUCAGGCAAACACAGACACGCAGAAGAACGUUUCCAUGGUAACAAACACAGCCGCUGAGAACCAGAACCAGAAUCCAGUUUAUGGCCAAGUCCGCGCUCACAUACAAGGAAUUUGCUUUGGUGUUUGGUGCAGGGCAAUUAAGAUAAGAUUUAGCAUGGCUGCUGGCGACAAACUAGCAGAACUGAAUAUGACGCCAGACGAAAUAAACCGGUUCACUAAAGCCAUGAAGGAUGAGAAGUUCCGAGAGCUGUUCCAUGAGUACGCCCAGGAACUCUCAAACCCUGAGAACAAGAAGAAGUAUGAGGAGGAAAUCACACAGCUGGAGCAAGAGAGGGGCAUGGAGGUAAAAUUUAUCCAUCCGAAUGCCCACCAUGUGCUGAAGACCACUGUGAAUGGGAAAGAGAAGUGUUUUAUCAAUAUCUGUUCAAAUAACCUAAUCAACAAACCCACAUGUGAAGCCAAAAGGGCUGAAAAUGGCCAGGUUGGGCAGUGCUGGUCACUGCCGUACAGUCUAACACCUGGCAGGCCUGAUAGAGACAACAAGGGCAAUAACUGCAUGAUAUAUGAUGUUGUUUUUCAUCCAGACACACUCUACAUGGCAGACAAGAACACAAGAUUCAUGAAUCUUGUGAACAGCACUGCCACACAAGGGGUGGAGGAUGCCUUUAAAGUCACACUGGACAAAACCAAGAAGUUAUUGAAAAAUAUCAAAUACAAAGGUGUGCCUCAGUCCUCUGUAAUACGUAAACCAAUCCCUGGUCAGCCCAGGAAGGAAGAAUCCUCUCGUCACGACGAAGCUUUCCCGAUACGUUACCCAGACACUACACCAACCAAAGAUCUCAAACCUCUGUCGUCUUCUCUUCCCCAAAGUCCUGUCAAACAAAGUUCUUUACUGCCUAUACAACCACACUACACUAUCAAGUAUAGAUCACUGGUGGAUCUGCAGGACUACAGCUACUCCAGAGAAUCGGCUCCAAGUCCACGUCCGAAAGAGAUUGUCAUUACCAUAGAUUUACCACUUCUCAAUUCAGCAGCAGAUGUUGACCUCAACAUCACGGACCGAAAGCUGACUUUAGAGUCUACAAAGCCAAACUACAAACUGGAGCUACAGUUAUCCUAUCCUGUGGAUGAUGACAAAGGAGAUGCGAAAUUCAACAAGGCUAAAAAACAGCUUACUGUAACUCUGCCUGUACAGCCAGCUAAGAACCCUGCCGUGAUUCAUUUUGAGGAAAAUCAGCCUGAAAGUGAUGAUAAAGAGGUGAUGGUAAGUGCAGAUGAAGCAGUAUAUGAAACACAACUGGUCAAAGAUGAACAGAGUGAGCUGAACAUAUCAGAGGCAACUUGUGAAGCACAGCCUCAGGAAAGUGGACCUGUACAAGAAAAGGAAGAAGAAGAUACACAUUUCUUCGCUGGUGAGGUAGAAAGUUAUAACAUUAACUCUUUGGAAUCCAAAUCUAAACCUUUAUGUUUGGCCAGGGCUGAUGCAACACUCACUUAUGAUAUAAACAACACCGAGACAUUCAACUCAUCGGAAGUAAACAACACCGAGACAUCCAGCUCAUCAGAAAUAAACAACACAGAGACAUCCAGCUCAUCAGAAAUAAACAACACAGAGACAUCCAGCUCAUCAGAAAUAAACACCGAGACAUCCAGCUUAUUGGACAUAAAUAACACUGAGGCAUCUAGCUCAUCAGAAAUAAACACUGAGACAUCCAGCUCAUCAGAAAUAAACACCGAGACAUCCAGCUUAUUGGACAUAAAUAACACUGAGGCAUCUAGCUCAUCAGAAAUAAACAACACCAAGACAUCCAGCUCAUCAGAAAUAAACAUCACAGAGACAUCCAGCUCAUCAGAAAUAAACAACACCGAGACAUCCAGCUUAUUGAACAUAAACAACACUGAAGCAUCCAGCUCAUCAGAAAUAAACAACACCGAGACAUCCAGCUUAUUGGACAUAAAUAACACUGAGGCCUCUAGCUCAUCAGAAAUAAACACCGAGACAUCCAGCGUAUUGGACAUAAAUAACACUGAAGCAUCCAGCUCAUCAGAAAAUGCUAUGAAUGAGCCAAAAAAGGAUUUCCUUCCCGGUGUAUAUAUACGUACCCAAGAGACAUCCUUGGAGCCUCAUACUAAUAAUGAGACUGAAAAUAAUCAAGACAAGGAGAACGUUUCCUCAGGCAGUACAUCAGUGCAACCUUCUGUCAUUACAUCUGCUGUAAAACUUAAAAUAGCAAAUGGCUCACAACUCGAGGUUCCUGUAGUGGAGUCACAAAUGAAACAGACUGAAUCACAAUUGGAAGAAGCAUUGUAUGAUGUUCAAAAUAAUCCUGCCAACCCAUCCAAUUGGGAAACAGGAAAAUCCGAGGUGGAGCCAUCGGUCAUCAGUGAUGGACCAGACCAACUGAAUUCUCCAUUAGAAAAAGACACUAUAAAGGGUUCAUGCAGACAUCAAGUGAUGGGGGUAUUUUCUGAAGAUCAAAAUAGGUCUACCGAACUCAAUUCUACCCGAGUGCCACUAAAUGACCAAGCGGAUAAUGCUGAUUAUUCCAAACAGAGAAAAACAGAUUUCAGUGUUACCACUUCUGCCAUCCUUAGAGAGGUAAACCCUGAAGAUGGCAAUGAGGUUAUUAUUACUGACCAUACCACGUCUGCUGCGUUCUCCUUCCAGAACUCUCUGUGGUUUGAGCUUGACUAACAACAUGGCUCACUGAUGUGAAUUUAUGGCUAACAUAUUUGAUCAUGUAUUUUAUUAGUUUAUUACACAUUUGUUAAUGAUGUUUUAGUAAUGAAUAACCACAAAUGCUUUACAUAA
Neoarius graeffei (lesser salmon catfish) is the source of this 2852-nucleotide messenger RNA. RefSeq names its product dynein axonemal assembly factor 2 (gene dnaaf2). Bases 75 to 2735 code for a protein of 886 amino acids. Gene Ontology annotation, biological process: axonemal dynein complex assembly. Lineage: Eukaryota; Metazoa; Chordata; Actinopteri; Siluriformes; Ariidae. Gene Ontology annotation, cellular component: cytoplasm. The record is from RefSeq and is a predicted model, not a curated record. The transcript has 3 exons.